Molecule: messenger RNA, 1425 nt
Organism: Paramacrobiotus metropolitanus
Lineage: Eukaryota; Metazoa; Tardigrada; Eutardigrada; Parachela; Macrobiotidae
Product: histone 24-like
Exons: 1
Coding region: 199-1047 (282 amino acids)
Biological process (GO): nucleosome assembly
Cellular component (GO): nucleosome
Molecular function (GO): DNA binding; structural constituent of chromatin
Source: RefSeq, a predicted model, not a curated record
UUCAGUCUCGUGCCUUCUCACUCUGAUCGACUAGAAAAGCUUUCGUAACACGUUAGUUCAAGUUGUUGAUUCGUGACAGUUGUUAACUCUGUUUUUAAGCCUUUGCCUUUUUGCGAACGUUCGCGUCUUUUAACUCGUUAAUUUACGCCUUGUUCUUUAACAUUUUUCUCCACGUUUCUCGUAAGAUUUCGCAGGAAAAUGAGCGACCAAGCAGCCGUUACCAAAGCAGCGACGCCCGUGAAAGCCAAGAAGAGUCCUGGUAAAGCAGCAGCCAAGAGCCCCAAAUCCGCUGGUUCCGCUAAGAAGGCUGCUGCUGGUGGUGCCAAAGCCAAGUCAGCCAAGGCCGCACAUAAUCAUCCCAAAUAUCUGGAGAUGGUCAUCAAAGCCAUUCAGCAUCUGAAGGAACGCAACGGCUCAUCCAGACAGGCCAUCCUCAAGUACAUCCUGUCCGAGUUCAACAUCACACAGGAUCCCAAGAGCGUUAACAGUCAACUGAAAAUGGCGUUGAAGCGUGGCGUUGAGAACAAGACACUGAAGCAAGCCAAGGGAUCGGGCGCGUCAGGAUCCUUCCGUGUCAAUGCGGAGAACAAGGCUGCUGGCAAGAAGAAGACCGUGGGUGCGGCCAAGAAGAAGAAGAACGUUGCCAAGAAGGAGAUCGCGGGCGGUGAGGGAGCAGCAGCCACCAAGAAGACAGCCGCCGCCAAACCGAAGAAAGCCAAAUCCCCCACCAAGCCCAAAGCCAAGAAAGCGGAGGGUGAGAAGAAAGCAGCGAAGCAGACCAAACGGCCAGCCAAGAAAGCGGAAGGUGCUGCCAAGAAGCCUAAGAAGGCCGCGUCACCGGGCAAGAAAGCGACAGCAACGGCCGGAGGUGUCCAGAAGAAGAAAUCCCCCGCCAAGGCCAAAGCGCCCAAGCCGAAGAAGGCCCCUGCCGCCAAGAAAGCUGCCGGAUCAGCGAAAAAAGCCGCGGGCAAGCCAAAGAAGGCCGCCGGAGGGCAAGGGAAGAAAAAGGCGGGAGCGUCUGCCGCGGGAAGCGCAGCAACGGCUUGAAGUGAGCGUGUCCAGCCUAACGCCUGUCCCUGGUCUCAACAUGUGGGGUGUUGUAAGUUGUUUUCUCGUUUAAUCUGACUUUUGAAAUUUUACGGUAUUAGUUGGCAGUUAUAACAUAUCAGAGGUGCAUACUACUCAAUUGGAUAGUUAGUGGCUUAAUUAGUUAUGUUUCUUAGUAUAAUAUGUUCAUGAGUGUUAUAAUAUUCGAAUUUGAGUUUGUGGCCUGUUAACUGUAGUGGGUUAAUCAUCGUUGUAUAUGCAUUGCGCAGAACUUCUAUUCCGUUGUUGUUACUUCUGUUCUUCUUUGUCACAUUGUAGAAUAAUUGUUUUUAUUGUCAUUGUAUAAUGUACAUACUGGCAGUAAAACUUUUGCGAGAA